Molecule: messenger RNA, 704 nt
Organism: Astrephomene gubernaculifera
Lineage: Eukaryota; Viridiplantae; Chlorophyta; Chlorophyceae; Chlamydomonadales; Astrephomenaceae
Source: the annotation of a GenBank genome assembly
GGGUGACGAGCCAAGCAACUGCUGCACUCGACUUUCACAACAAUGAUUUCAUAAGGUGCAAUCCAAUUGGUACAUAUGCACAGUAUGUUGCACUGGUUACAUAGCUGUGCUUUUAUGGCGAUGGACGGAGCGUUAAUCCGUAUGGAGUUUAUGGACGCGUUGCCUACUUCAUGCACUUCUAUCAUUUGCUACCAGAUGUAGUUUACGUGAACAUGUUGCAAUUGGCCCUUUUUCUAUUAGUCUUGGGACAUGGCCUAACUUCUUUUCCAAGCGCGGACGCUGCGAAACCUGGGAAAAUAGUGAAGGCGAUCUGGGAUGAUGAAAGCGUACUUAACGAAACUCAAGUGGAGCAGCUUCGGCAGCAAGCCUGGGAGAUGUUUGACCAUGGCUACACGAACUACAUGAAACAUGCUUUCCCAAAGGACAACCUGCUCCCCUCCAGCUGCGGCGGGCGGGACUGGCAGGGCGGGCUGGCCAUCACGCUGGUGGACUCGCUGGAUGCGCUCAUGCUGCUGGGCCGGCGGCAGGACCUGGUGGAGGCGGUGGAGCUGGUGCGGACCCACCUGUCCUUCGACAAGGACAUAAAGGUCCACGUGUUCGAGACGGUGAUCCGGGUGCUCGGCGGGCUGCUCUCCGGCCACAUGCUGCUGGCACGCAACCCGCAACUGCUGGACACAACCGCCGCCGCAACGAUACACGUGCCG